Molecule: messenger RNA, 423 nt
Organism: Camelina sativa (false flax)
Lineage: Eukaryota; Viridiplantae; Streptophyta; Magnoliopsida; Brassicales; Brassicaceae
Gene: CLE18
Product: CLAVATA3/ESR-RELATED 18
Source: RefSeq, a predicted model, not a curated record
ACAAUUUUUUUUUAAAAGAAAAAAAGAGAAAAAAGAUGCAAGUUUUGAAUGAAGGUGCGGUAUUAAUCAUAAUGCUAAUCUUGUUCCUAAUGACGUCAUCGAUGGAUGCUAUUCGUGAAGAACCAUCUUCGAUUGGAAUCGAGAGAAAGAUCCCAAGUGGUCCUGAUCCUAUACAUAAUCCUCCUCCACCUUCACCAAAACAGCGCCAUGUGAUUGAAGUCGAGGAAAAACAUAUCCAACGGUCUUGGAAUUAUGAGGAUUAUGAGUCUCCUCAUAAACGUAAUCCUAUAUAUAAUAAUUCUCCCCAGCCUUCACCAGAUUCUCUGUCAUUUGAGUGGAGUCGAGACAAUAUCAAAUGGAAUUCAUAAAAACUUCUUUUAUUAAUAUAUGUUAAUGUAUGUUAAUGUUUCACAGAAUAAAUGU